Molecule: messenger RNA, 1578 nt
Organism: Penicillium malachiteum
Lineage: Eukaryota; Fungi; Ascomycota; Eurotiomycetes; Eurotiales; Aspergillaceae
Product: M14 family metallopeptidase
Exons: 2
Coding region: 1-1578 (525 amino acids)
Biological process (GO): proteolysis
Molecular function (GO): metallocarboxypeptidase activity; zinc ion binding
Source: RefSeq, a predicted model, not a curated record
AUGCGUCUUUUACCUGUUCUCCUGCUCUACGGCUCCCUUAUCCCCUCCAUUUCCGCCAUUCCCGCCGCUUCCAGUAUCGCCCCGGAUCUUCAACCCCAACCCCAGCCCGGCCGCCUCCUUACUCACUCCGAUCCACGACGUCCUUGGACCCGACUUCGAGACUGGGUGAUUGAAUCUGUUUGGGGAACUGGGCGCUGCUCCUCUCACAAAAACACAGGUCCGCCACGCAAUGUACGAGAGCGAUAUGAGAACGAUGUAGUUCUCCGCUUUCACUUGCGUCAUCCCGAAGAGGCAGAAGCAUUGGCCGAGGCAUCACAGGCUUUGGUGCUAGACAUCUGGGAUAUUACGGCGCAAUAUGUCGAUAUACGUCUAGCUGAUGACAUGGUCCCCUCCUUACUCGACUUGCUCCCUCCCUCGCUCCGAACGGCCCACUCUCCCCUCAUGGAUGAUCUGGUUGAGAUGAUCUAUGCAACUUAUCCGAGACAACACCUCACCAGCUGGAAGACAGAGCAUGGAUCUGCGGCCCGUGAGAAACCCUCGACAGUUGAUGAUGUCUUUUUCCGUGACUACCAGCCGCUUUCGGUUAUUACUCAAUGGAUGCGAUUGAUGUCCUCCAUGUUCUCUUCCCAUGUCCGAUUUACUAGCAUCGGACUCUCUUACGAAGGCCGGGAAAUUCCGGCGCUACGACUGGGGAAUGCGAGAUUCCCCACCUCCGAACCGCGCAAGACAAUCGUUAUUGUCGGUGGCCUACAUGCCCGAGAAUGGAUCAGCACUUCGACAGUGACUUAUGUGGCUUAUAGUCUGAUCACUCAAUACGGCCAGUCCCACGCGGUCACUCAUCUUCUAGAUGAGUAUGACUGGGUAUUUGUUCCAACCCUGAACCCAGACGGAUAUGUUUAUUCAUGGGAGUCGGAUCGCCUCUGGCGCAAGAACAGACAACCCACUGGUCUUCCAUUCUGCCCGGGAGUUGACCUGGACCGCGCGUGGGAUUUUGAAUGGGAUGGUGAAUCAACCCGUUCUAACCCAUGCUCAGAGAAUUACGCUGGGUCAGAGCCCUUCGAGGCUCUGGAAUCCUACCGACUUGCUCGAUGGGCUAUAAAUGAGACCGAGAGUGGGCGCUCAAAAAUUGUGGGAUUCCUAGAUCUCCACUCAUAUUCCCAGCAGAUCCUAUAUCCUUAUUCCUAUACUUGUUCCUCGGUGCCUCCAACUCUCGAAAGUCUUGAGGAGCUGGCCUUGGGUCUUGCUAAAGCUAUCCGACAUUCAUCUGGGGAGCCCUAUGAUGUGACCUCUGCCUGUGAAGGCGUUCUGUCUUCAGGCUCAGCAAAUACCGUCACAUCAGGUGGUAGCGCACUGGAUUGGUUUUACCAUAACCUCCAUGCCAGAUACUCUUACCAGAUCAAAUUGCGUGAUCGUGGAAGCUACGGGUUCCUCUUGCCUUCAGAGCACAUUGUUCCCACGGGAGAAGAGAUCUUCCACGCUCUUCUAACAUUUGGAAAAUUUGUUUGGGGUGAAGAUAUGCCGUUUUCUAAUACAGAAUUCGACUUUGAGACCACACCCGAUCAACAACCAUUGACCUAA